AUGGUCUUUGCUUCCUUCUUGACAUUACUCAUUUUUCUUACAGCGCAAUCAGUGUCGAGAGAGAAUGGGGACUUUCUGGCGCCGCUCGAGGGGAUGGACAUCCACGACAAAUAUCCCGAUGAGUACCUAGUCAUUUUUCACCAGAACUAUACUAUGGAGCAGCACUUCGAAAACAUCGCACAAGAUCUAUCAAGCUUGCCUGAGUUUCGCAUGUAUUCCUUCGGGUAUCGAACUAGAAUGGACCAGCACACCCGGGAUGAGAAGGUUCGCCGCGAUCCAAGGGUGCGUAUGGUGGAAACCAACAGACCGGUCUAUGGGAUUGAGCCGCAUAAUGUGACGGUCUUCGAGCCUUCAGCCUUCUGGCAGAAUGGGACUUCCCGCCUUUCCAAGAGGGAGUACUUGGAGGAAACCGAGCCGGAAGCACCGUAUGGGCUGCAAAUGAUCACGACGCCGUCUGAGCGACUCGACAUUCCCAUCCCGGACGAAGGUCCUUACGCGCAUGUUCAAAACGCUGGUCUAGGAGUUCAGGUCUAUGUCCUGGACACGGGUAUCCGCACGUCACAUGAGCUUUUCGAAGGGCGAGCGCGCAACUUUGGUGGCCUUGGAGCCGACGAUAAGUCGCCUUAUGUUGAUGACACCAUGGCUGACGUAAGGGGCCACGGCACACACGUUGCUGGUAUAAUUGGCGCACGGCAGUAUGGCGUCGCACCCAACGCAACCCUAGUCAACGUCAAGGUGCUGAACAAUCUAAGAGGAGUAAACCGCGAAAUAGGUGAUGUGGCCCAAGCGAUCAUCGACGUAACCGCAGAACAUAACGCCAACAAGGCAAAGGCCAGAAACAGCAAGGAUCCUUGGAUGUUUCGUGGAUCAGUUAUCAAUAUGUCCUUCAGAUGGGUAGGCGACGGAUUCGGGAUCUUGUACCAGCUAAUAGAUGCCAACAACGCCGGUAUCAGUGUCUUUGCAGCUGCUGGAAACGAUGGCGACGAUUAUGGAGAUUCCUAUCCGUGUGCGAACGUGCAGACCAGAUGUAUCGCUGCCGUCGACUCCACGUACAACAAGUGGAAACCCUCAAAUUACGGGUCAAUGGUUGACUUCGUUGCGCCUGGGAAGGACGUUCUUUCAUUACACUCCAAAAGCAACAUAGCAAUAGCGAGGAUGUCUGGGACAUCGCAAGCCGCACCGCACGCUGCUGGUACAGCGGCGAUUUUUACAUCGUGGUCCGGACUGGAGACUCAUUAUGAUCUUUCGCAAAAUUUUAUCUAUUGGAACUCUAUUGAUGGGGUGGUCUCCGGUUUCCCGUCUGGGACUACAACGUACUUGAUCAAUACCGGCAUCCACUCGCCCAAGAAAUAUCCCAAAGAACCCUUCCGUUGGGGGAAGGAUCAUCCAUCAAAGCCUCAGACAGUCGAUGACCCCAGCUCGAGUGUCAUCGAUGCUGCGGUCCAGUCAGCUCCUCCUCCGCUCCCUGACGACUCACUGAUGACAACUGUGUACACUGAAAUGGGCACAGCAACCGUCCAGCCUGUUACAAGUAUGAGUACUCUUGCGGGAGUACUCUCGGACUCUGACUCGGACUCUACGGACAUCGUGACGACUACAACCACUCGCGUAGAGUCGAGUCCCACCUCUACGUCCGGCUCGAUCCCUAUAGCCGGCCCAAGCUGCGCGAGUUCUGGAACACCUUUUUCCCAACCUCCGGCCCAGAACCUCAUAGACACCUUUUGCGCCCAGCCCAUGCUAAAUGCUCAAUUUGUUCCGUACAUUGCUAUUGGGAAUAUGACUUCCCAAUUUGGCCAAACCAAAGCAUUCAGCGCCGAAGGGCACUUCGCACUCGAUGGAACAACGAACGCGAUUUGGUUCCGAACACGAUUUACACACGAUGCCUGCACGGGCUCAUUCAACGGAACCUUCGAGUGCGCAAAGCGCUUCGCCACCAUCCUAAAUGGCUGUCAAACUGACACUAUAACUGCCAAACUUGGCGGCACGCUCUCAAACGUAUGCGCCGAGUAUGAGCUGACGGUCGUCGACGAACACACGAAUCCCUUUGCAGACGACGAAGAGCCUGCAGGAGACUUCACCUGCAGAGAUACAACAUCGCCCGUGUCUGAGACAUACCCAAAUACUUGUACAUGUUGGAUGUCAGAGCGCGUUGAUCAAACGGCUGUCUUUGUCAAGCCUGGAGACGGUGUUUGCGACAGCCGUAACGUUGAUCAGGUCGAUGGACUCGCGCCUGGACAAGGGUACUAG
This is a messenger RNA of Zasmidium cellare ATCC 36951, 2247 nucleotides long. RefSeq lists its product as uncharacterized. The coding region runs from base 1 to 2247 and encodes 748 amino acids. The record is from RefSeq and is a predicted model, not a curated record. NCBI's taxonomy places the organism in Eukaryota, Fungi, Ascomycota, Dothideomycetes, Mycosphaerellales, Mycosphaerellaceae. Gene Ontology annotation, biological process: proteolysis. Gene Ontology annotation, molecular function: serine-type endopeptidase activity. The transcript has 6 exons.